AUGGCAGAUAAUGAAGUUGUUUUGAAAAGUUUGAACAAUUCCCAAAAUAUAACUGCCGUUUUUUUACACGAAAUCACUAAUCACAUAUUAUGUAGUAGUGAUCAAGUCGUAAAGUGCUAUGGUAUUUCUCAAAAUCCCCAAACUAAAGACUAUCUUAUGAUAUGCGAAGGACUUCGCCCCCAGUUUAAAAUUAAAGUUCCAUCAUUGCUCGAAGAUUUAAUUAGUAAAUGUUGGGAUGCGGAUCCUGCGGUUCGUCCUACUGCUAGUGAACUAAAAGGGAUUUUGGGCAAUUGGAGUUAUGAAAUUUUAGAUGAAAAUUCAGAAUUUGGCAGGCAAUACGAAGAAGCAGAAAGAUUUAACAAAAAUAACCUAAUACUUUUUUCCUAUCAAGCUCAUCCCCAGGCCAUUUAUACUAGCCGCUUAUUAGAUUUUAAGAAUUUACCUGAACCUCAGAAUAGUAAAAAAAUUAACGACCAAUUUUACAGCCAACUUAUAGAUAUUUCUUCACCAUUAGAAGUUAAUUCCUUAUCAAUUGGUUUAUCGGAACUUAGUUUAGAAGACACCGAAACCGAGCAGGAAGAAACAAUAGCCCAAAUCCAAAUCCCACCUAAAUAA
Messenger RNA from Ambispora leptoticha, 615 nucleotides. NCBI's taxonomy places the organism in Eukaryota, Fungi, Glomeromycota, Glomeromycetes, Archaeosporales, Ambisporaceae. The record is from the annotation of a GenBank genome assembly.